AGGAGCAAGGUGGCCCGCAGAGACGGCUCCUUCCUCGGAUCAGUCCCGUCAGUGGAGCGCCAGGCGCGGUGGACGCACACACGGCUCUCUCUCUCUCUCUCUCUCUCUCUCACACACACACACCACGCGUGGAAAAAGGCUGGACAGAGACGGACUCAGCUGGAGGACUUUGAUUUUGUGUGGGAGCAUGAAUUUGCCAUCAAGACAUCGAUCCACACCUCUAGACAAGCCAAGUGAAGCUUUAAAGGGAAAAGCAAACGGAGGCAGGUUUUAAAUGCAACAUCCUCCCUGACGGAGGGCGAUGCUCCCACCUUUCAUUCAGCCAACUAUCACAUGUUUGUAAGAGGAAAAACAACAUUGCGCUGGAUACAUCUUCUGCUCGGCCGCUGUUUUGCGCACUGGGGGCUGUGAAGGGUGAUAUUUUGGACCGCGGCGCGCCACGGCGAGGGACGAUAGUGCGCGUUUUGAUCUGAGCAAUUUCUCAGUGACUCGGACUUGCCUCAGAGCGUAGUUUUGACUCCUCAUCAUGGGCUUCGGUGCACAAACUGACAGAGAGGGAGGAAGAGUGCCGAGAUUCUCCCCGGAGAUGCCCACCGUGUCCUGGCUUUUGCUUUUUCUGCUGCUGGAUGUCGGAGCGGCUCAAGUUGACGAUGACUUCAUUGGUCUCGGUGAGCUGCCGGAGACCUUCCCUUCGGACCCCCCGGAGCCGCUGCCAGUGUUUUUGAUGGAGCCAGAGGAGGCCUACAUAGUCAAGAACAAGCCGGUCAACCUGUACUGCAAGGCCACGCCCGCCACCCAGAUUUACUUCAAAUGCAACAGCGAGUGGGUCCACCAAAAGGAGCACACCGUGGAGGAGAGGGUUGACGAAAACUCUGGCCUGGUAGUGAGGGAGGCCAGCAUAGAGAUCACUCGGCAGCAGGUGGAGGAGUUGUUUGGGCCGGAGGACUUCUGGUGUCAGUGUGUGGCCUGGAGCUCCGCUGGGACCACCAAGAGCCGAAAAGCCCACGUUCGCAUCGCCUACUUGAGAAAGACAUUUGACCAGGAGCCUCUUGGAAAAGAAGUGUCACUUGAACAAGAGGUGCUUCUGCAGUGUCGCCCACCUGAAGGCAUCCCAGCUGCUGAGGUGGAGUGGUUAAAGAAUGAGGAAGUUAUUGAUCCUGCAGAUGACAGAAACUUCUACAUCACCAUCGACCACAACCUCAUAAUCAAACAGGCUCGUCUCUCUGACACUGCCAACUACACCUGCGUGGCAAAGAACAUCGUGGCCAAGAGACGCAGCACCACCGCCACAGUUAUCGUCUAUGUGAAUGGCGGCUGGUCAACAUGGACUGAGUGGUCGGUGUGUAACAGCCGCUGUGGCCGUGGUUACCAGAAACGAACACGCAGCUGCACCAACCCAGCGCCUCUCAAUGGCGGCGCCAUCUGUGAAGGACAAGGCAUCCAGAAGCUGCCAUGCAAUCCUCUCUGCCCAGUGGAUGGCCUGUGGACAGAGUGGAGUAAGUGGUCCACCUGUGGGACCGAGUGCACCCACUGGAGGAGGAGAGAAUGCGGCGCCCCGGCACCCAAAAACGGGGGAAAGGACUGUGAGGGCAUGGUGCUCCAGUCCAAGAACUGCACCGAUGGGCUGUGCAUGCAGAUGGCCCCCAGUACAGAUGAUGUAGCUCUCUAUGUGGGUAUUGUCAUAGCGGUGAUCAUGUGCCUGGUUAUCUCCGUGGUUGUGGCGCUCUUCAUCUACAGGAAAAACCACCGGGACUUUAGCUCUGACAUCAUCGACUCCUCCGCCCUCAACGGAGGCUUCCAGCCUGUCAGCAUCAAGACAGCGCGCAAAGCUGAUCUCCUCACGGCGCCCCCUGAUCUGACCUCAGCGGCCGCCAUGUACCGCGGCCCGGUUUACGCCCUCCAUGAUGUGGCCGACAAAAUCCCCAUGACUAAUUCCCCUCUGCUGGACCCUCUGCCGAACCUGAAGAUUAAGGUGUACAACUCCUCAGGCUUAGUGACUCCACAGGAUGACCUGGGAGGCGAAUUUUCCUCUAAACUGUCACCUAAGCUGCCGCACUGCCUGCUGGACAACAAUGACAGCACGAUGGGCCGUCGCACACAGACCCAAACGUUGCUCCGAACCAGAGAUCCAUCCUGCACCGCUCUGGGCUCCUUCAGCUCCCAGGGGGGACACCUCAUUGUGCCCAACUCAGGGGUGAGUCUGCUAAUUCCAGCUGGGGCCAUUCCUCAGGGCAGAGUGUAUGAAAUGUAUGUGACCGUUCAGAGGAAGGACAACAUGAGGCCCUCGGUGGAUGGGCAAACAGUGCUGAGCCCUGUGGUGAGUUGCGGGCCCCCGGCCCUGUUGACUCGGCCCGUCAUCAUCACCAUGCACCACUGUGCCGUGUGCGACGGCCAACAGGACUGGCUGAUCCAGCUCAAGAGCCAGUCGCAGCAGAACCAGUGGGAGGAUGUGGUGGUGGUGGGAGAAGAAAACUUCACCACACCGUGCUAUAUCCAAAUGGAUGACGAGGCCUGCCACAUCCUGACAGAAACGCUGGGCACUUACUGCCUUGUGGGUCAAUCUCUCAGUGCUUCCACCAUCAAGCGCCUCAAACUCGCCAUCUUUGGCCCCGUCACCUGCCCCGGCAUGGAGUAUCACAUCAGAGUGUACUGCCUGGACGACACACAGGAUGCACUCAAGGAGGUCUUACAAAUGGAGAAGCAGAUGGGUGGGAAAUUGUUGGAUGAACCAAAGACUCUCAGCUUUAAAGACAGCACCCACAACCUGAGACUUUCCAUCCAUGAUGUCCCCCACACAUUGUGGAAGAGCAAACUACUAGCCAAGUACCAGGAGCUUUCCUUUCAACAAGUAUGGAACGGUUCGCAGAGGAACCUCCACUGUUGCUUUACUCUGGAGCGUUUCUCUGCCAGCACCGUGGACCUGGCCUGUAAGAUAUGUGUGCGCCAAGUGGAGGGAGAAGGUCAGAUUUUUCAGCUGGACACUACACUGUCAGAGGAUUCCCAGAGUAUCGACACGUCUCUGCUGGACCCUGCCAGCAACAUCACCACACUGGUGGGGCCAAAUGCCUUUCGUAUCCCCGUCUCUAUCCGCCAGAAGCUGUGCGGCAGCCUGGAUGCACCACAGACCAGAGGAAACGACUGGAGGAUGUUGGCCCACAAACUCAACCUCGACAGGUAUCUUAACUACUUUGCCACCAAAUCCAGCCCGACAGGAGUGAUCCUGGACUUGUGGGAGGCCCAGCAUUUCCCCGAUGGCAACCUGAGUCGCCUCGCCCAGGUGCUGGAGGAGAUGGGACGCCAUGACAGCCUUGUUCCCGCUGUGACUGAGCACUGACAUCUGCCCAGCAGGGAGUGUGACAUUCCAGACACGAAAAAUAAAAAAUAAAGGGAUGGGGACCCCCCGAAAGCAGGAGUCAGUCAAUCUCAAUGACAAACAUGCGUACACAAACGCUGCCUGAGUGUACAUUCAAAAGAAGUAAGAAGAUAGAAAAUGGCGAGGUCUGCUCUGCCAUGACCCAGUUAAACAUUGGCAACAAAGGGUGUAAAAAACUUGGAGAGUAAACAGGAAUCUCUGCCAGUCAUUUCUCUGGCUGUUCCUCUUUCUCUCUCUCUGGUACGACGACUUGAUAUUUUUGGCUCUCGUUUCCGUGGAAACAGCUUUCCGAUUAUUUGUAUGGACUGAGCGGAUGUGAGAUGAUGCCCUCGUAAUAUACAAGAGUUAGCAACACACUAUCAGAGGUCAAAGGAUCAAAGGAGGAAGACUUAGAUCAGAGGAAGCGCUUCUCCCUUUCCGUCUCCAUAGCAACUCCAUGGACAAGUGUGUGUUCUGUGAUAACAUAGUAUUUAAUAAUAUGCUUAUUUAUACAUAUCUCUCUUUUUUUGUAUUUUUUGCUGCCUGUUAUUGAGUACUUUGCAGUGUCUUCUCAUUUUCUUUUUGAUUGUUUGACUGUAUCAUAGCACCACCUGGUGGACACCUGGUGCUCUCACCCUGUCAGCCACAUGUACAAGUACAGAAGGAAAUCAAUGAUGUAAUCAUUUUUGCAGCUUUAGUGUCGCUGUUGUAACUACUAUUAAUACGUUUUAGUCAUGCUAUGUAUAAUUAUUGAUUUUUGCGAUUAUGUGCGCUUCUUUUACACGAUUUUUUCAGUCUUUAAAAUAUUUUUUAUGAGUCGAAUUGGUGAUUUUCCUUUAUUUUCUUGGGGGUUUUUUGCAUGUUUUUUUUCCUCUUUUUUUACCAGAUCAUUUGGCUAAUUACACCAGUCUAUCCCCACGAAACAGAGAGCGAUCAAGAUGCUGAGUGAAUAUCAUGGCUGAUGAGUUGUGUGUUGUUCAAGAUGUCAUUUACGCUAAAGGCACCCGGCAGAGUGGAGAGGACGAAGGGGAAUCGAACAAGUAUAUUUUUGUAGGACCAAUGCAAGUGAAAACGACUGCUUUUUACCAAAUAAUUGACAUAUGAUGUUUGAGGUUCAAUUUAUUACAGAAAGUGAUCAUCUAAAUAUUGUGUCAUUUCACAUGUUCACAACUAACAUUCAUCUGUGCUUUUGGAGGAUAGUGGAGACUUUAACUCAGACUUUGAUGUUUGUACAUUAAUGACAGAAGCCAUUGAUAUUAUGAUGACACUGACUCUGUGCAUAAAAAUUUGUGAUAGCUGUAAAUGCAACAUUCCUUUGAUGCAGCAGCACUUGCGACUGUUUAAGUGUUCUUGUUUUUUUUUUUCAAGUCUUUCUUUUUAAUGGCAGUUGUUCCAGUUUUCGUAAAGCCGUCUAUGCAAACUCUGCAUCCUUUUUGAAACAAUCUUUACAUUCUCAGUGGGCUAGCCUUCGCAUUCCCUAGUUGUUCUUCAGCUUCAUGAUUAUUAUUGUGUAUAGUGAGAAUGUAGCCUGUCUGUUUUCUGGCACUCAUGGUGUUCCUCGCAACCGCUUGCAUUUCAUCUGUCAAGUUACUGUACAAAGUGUAAGAAAGAAUUUUUAAGACUAAUAAUAAAUUAUAUUUAUAUGCAACAUUGAAAA
Acanthochromis polyacanthus (spiny chromis) is the source of this 5009-nucleotide messenger RNA. RefSeq names its product unc-5 netrin receptor Cb (gene unc5cb). Gene Ontology annotation, molecular function: protein binding; netrin receptor activity. Gene Ontology annotation, biological process: netrin-activated signaling pathway. The record is from RefSeq and is a predicted model, not a curated record. Gene Ontology annotation, cellular component: membrane. Lineage: Eukaryota; Metazoa; Chordata; Actinopteri; Pomacentridae.